Xiphias gladius (swordfish) is the source of this 12116-nucleotide messenger RNA. It is a transcript of the gene triob, whose product is annotated as trio Rho guanine nucleotide exchange factor b. The transcript has 61 exons. Gene Ontology annotation, biological process: protein phosphorylation. Gene Ontology annotation, molecular function: protein binding; ATP binding; protein kinase activity. The record is from RefSeq and is a predicted model, not a curated record. Lineage: Eukaryota; Metazoa; Chordata; Actinopteri; Istiophoriformes; Xiphiidae. Bases 197 to 9670 code for a protein of 3157 amino acids. Gene Ontology annotation, cellular component: cytoplasm.
GAUCGGUCGCCAGGAUUCUCCCUUCUCGGCCAAAAUGGAGGAGGAGGUCUCUCGCUUAAUGAAGGGAGCACAGAUUGCAUGACCGGAUCUGCUUCAAUGAAAGGCGUCAGGAUCCGCUCUUGCUGAUAAAUAAUUGUCGCAACAACAAAACCCACGGAGGAUAUCCGUCGCUAUAUCCGCGCAAGCGACCACAGCCAUGAGCGCAGGAGAGGGACUAGAUGAGGCUGCGAAGGACGCUGCAGACAUAGCGGCGUUUUUCAAAUCCGAUUGCUCUCUUCCAAAAUGUGAAUCCAAACUGGAUGGCCCAGGUCAAACCUCAGGAUUUCAUCGCAAUGAGGAUAUGAAGGCCAUCGAUGUGCUUCCCAUCCUCAAGGAGAAGGUUGCCUUUCUCUCAGGUGGCAGAGACAGACGUGGGGGUCCAGUUCUCACCUUUCCAGCACGGAGCAACCAUGACAGAAUACGACCCGAAGACCUACGCAGGCUCAUAGCCUACCUGGCUACUAUUCCCAGUGAGGAGGUGGCCAGACAUGGGUUCACAGUUAUUGUGGACAUGCGUGGUUCUAAGUGGGACAGCAUCAAGCCUCUGCUGAAGAUCCUUCAGGAGUCUUUCCCUUCUUGUAUCCACGUCGCCCUCAUCAUCAAGCCAGACAACUUCUGGCAGAAGCAGAGGACCAACUUUGGCAGCUCCAAGUUUGAAUUUGAGACGGUGAUGGUCUCCUUAGAGGGUUUAUCCAAGAUUGUGGACCCAUCCCAGCUGACAGCUGACUUCGACGGCAGCUUAGAGUACAGCCAUGAUGACUGGAUUGAGGUGCGGCUCUCAUUUGAGACCUUUGCCAGUGAUGCAACGCGGGCUCUGGCGCGCCUCGAGGAGCUCCAAGAAACCUUGUCCCAGCGUGAUCUCCCGCGGGACCUGGAGGGUGCUCGUCGUCUUAUGGAAGAACAUGCUGCAUUGAAGAAAAGGGCAACUAAGGCGUCAGUAGAGGAGCUGGACACGCAGGGACGAAGGCUGCUGCAAAGGCUACAGUCACAAACUGCAGGGGGUGGGAGUAGUGGUGAAAGCGGGUAUGGUAACCGAGCUGGCGGCGCCAGCGGAGAUUCCAACGACCAUCAUCAUGGGUUCCACGCACACGCAGACGCACACAACCUAGUGGCUAAAGUGACGGGUUUGUUGGAUAAGCUGCAUGGGACUCGCCAGAAUCUGCAGCAGCUGUGGCACAUGAGGAAGCUGAAGCUGGACCAGUGCUUCCAGCUACGUCUGUUUGAACAGGACGCUGAGAAGAUGUUCGACUGGAUCAUGCACAACAAGGGGCUUUUCCUCACCAGUUACACAGAGAUCGGAGGGAACCACCAGCAUGCUGUCGAGCUGCAGACCCAGCACAACCACUUUGCUAUGAACUGCAUGAAUGUGUAUGUGAACAUCAAUCGGAUCAUGUCAGUAGGGAACCGGCUCCUGGAGUCAGGCCACUAUGCGUCACAGCAGAUCCAGCAGAUCUCAGGCCAGCUGGAGCAGGAGUGGAAGGCCUUCGCUGCAGCACUGGAUGAACGCAGCACCCUGCUGGAGAUGUCUGCCAGCUUCCACCAGAAAGCAGACCAGUACAUGAGUAAAGUGGAGCCGUGGUGUAAAGCAUGUGGUGAAGGAGAGCUGCCCUCUGAACUCCAGGACCUGGAAGACACAAUCCACCAUCACCAGGGAUUAUAUGAGCACAUUACCACCGCAUACUCCGAGGUAAGCCAGGAUGGCAAGUCUCUACUGGACAAACUGCAGCGACCUUUGACCCCAGGAAGCGCUGAUUCACUGAUGGCAUCAGCUAACUACUCCAAGGCUGUACACCAUGUCCUGGACAUCAUCCACGAGGUGCUGCAUCACCAGAGGCAGCUGGAAAACAUCUGGCAGCAUCGCAAGGUUCGCCUGCACCAGCGCCUGCAGCUGUGUGUCUUUCAGCAGGAUGUACAGCAAGUGCUGGACUGGAUAGAAAACCAUGGCGAGGCCUUCCUCAGUAAACACACUGGUGUUGGGAAGUCUCUGCACAGGGCCAGGGCUCUGCAGAAGAGGCAUGAAGACUUUGAAGAGGUUGCACAGAACACCUACACCAAUGCUGACAAGUUGCUAGAGGCAGCAGAGCAGCUGGCGCAGACUGGAGAGUGUGACCCAGAGGAAAUUUACCAGGCUGCCCACCAGCUAGAAGAUCGUAUCCAGGACUUUGUGAGACGUGUCGAACAGCGUAAAGUCCUCCUGGACAUGUCUGUUGCCUUCCACACACAUGUCAAAGAGCUGUGGACAUGGUUGGAGGAGCUUCAGAAGGAACUGUUGGAUGAUGUGUAUGCAGAGUCGGUGGAAGCAGUGCAGGACCUGAUCAAGCGUUUUGGCCAGCAGCAGCAGACCACCCUGCAGGCUACUGUCAAUGUCAUUAAGGAGGGAGAGGACCUCAUACAACAGCUCAGAGACUCUGCCAUCUCGAGCAACAAGACUCCCCACAACAGCUCAAUGGCCCACAUCGAGAGCGUGCUGCAGCAGCUGGAUGAGGCCCAGGGACAGAUGGAGGAGCUGUUCCAGGAAAGGAAGAUCAAACUGGAGCUCUUUCUCCAGCUCCGCAUCUUUGAGAGGGACGCGAUCGACAUCAUCUCAGACCUUGAGUCAUGGAACGAGGAACUGUCGCAGCAGAUGAGUGACUUCGACACGGAGGACCUGACACUGGCCGAACAGAGGCUACAGCAUCAUGCAGACAAGGCACUGACUAUGAACAACCUCACCUUUGACGUCAUCCACCAGGGGCAAGAGUUGCUGCAGUAUGUCACAGAGGUCCAGGCAUCGGGUGUGGAGCUGUUAUGCGACAGAGAUGUGGAUAUGGCCACACGGGUCCAGGACCUGCUAGAGUUUCUCCACGAGAAGCAGCAGGAGUUGGACCUGGCAGCAGAGCAGCACAGGAGGCACCUGGAGCAGUGUGUCCAAUUAAGACAUCUACAGGCUGAAGUCAAACAGGUGCUGGGUUGGAUCCGUAAUGGAGAGUCCAUGCUGAACGCUGGUCUCAUCACAGCCAGUUCAUUACAAGAAGCCGAGCAGCUGCAGAAGGAACAUGAACAAUUCCAACAUGCAAUAGAGAAAACCCACCAGAGUGCACUGCAGGUACAGCAGAAGGCUGAGGCCUUACUCCAGGCCAACCACUACGAUAUGGAUAUGAUCAGAGACUGUGCAGAAAAGGUGGCAGACCAUUGGCAGCAGCUGAUGCUGAAGAUGGAGGACCGGCUCAAGCUGGUGAAUGCUUCUGUUGCUUUCUACAAGACCUCUGAACAGGUGUGCAGUGUGUUGGAAAGCCUGGAGCAGGAGUACAAGAGAGAGGAAGACUGGUGUGGUGGCGCUGAUAAACUGGGCCCAAACAGUGAGUCAGACCAUGUCACUCCCAUGAUCAGCAAACAUCUGGAGCAGAAAGAGGCCUUCCUGAAGGCCUGUACAUUAGCCAGGCGUAAUGCUGAUGUCUUCCUGAAGUACCUGCAUAGAAACAGUGUCAACAUGCCUGGCAUGUUGUCCCACGUCAAAGCUCCAGAGACCCAGGUUAAGAAUAUCUUGAAUGAGUUGCUGCAGAGAGAGAACAGAGUUCUGCACUUCUGGACCAUGAGGAAGCGGAGGCUCGACCAGUGCCAGCAAUAUGUUGUGUUUGAACGCAGCGCCAAGCAGGCCCUGGAGUGGAUCCAUGACACUGGGGAGUUUUACCUGUCCACACACACAUCCACCGGCUCCAGUAUUCACCACACGCAGGAACUGCUGAAGGAGCAUGAAGACUUCCAGAUCACAGCAAAGCAAACCAAAGAGAGGGUAAAGCUGUUGAUCCAGCUGGCGGAUGGGUUUUGUGACAAGGGCCACGCCCAUGCCCUGGAGAUAAAGAAAUGGGUGUCCUCAGUGGACAAACGCUACAGGGACUUCUCUCUCCGCAUGGACAAAUACCGAACCUGCCUGGAAACGGCGCUCGGCAUUUCUUCUGACUCAAACAAGGCUAGUAAAGAGCUGCAAUUGGACAUCAUCCCAGCCAGUGCUCCAGGGUCAGAGGUCAAGUUGAGGGAUGCCGCCCAUGAACUCAACGAGGAGAAGAGGAAAUCAGCGCGAAGGAAAGAAUUUAUAAUGGCUGAGCUGAUUCAAACAGAGAAAGCCUAUGUCAGAGACCUACGGGAAUGUAUGGAUACGUACCUGUGGGAGAUGACCAGUGGUGUGGAGGAGAUUCCUCCUGGUAUUGUCAACAAGGAACACAUCAUCUUUGGGAACAUGCAAGAUCUCUACGAGUUUCAUCACAAUAUCUUCCUGAAGGAGUUGGAGAAGUAUGAGCAGCUUCCAGAGGAUGUCGGCCAUUGUUUUGUGACUUGGGCUGACAAGUUCCAGAUGUAUGUGAACUACUGUAAGAACAAGCCUGACUCCACUCAGCUCAUCCUAGAGCAUGCUGGACCCUACUUUGAUGAAAUCCAGCAAAGGCAUCGUCUUGCCAACUCCAUUUCUUCUUACCUGAUCAAACCAGUCCAGAGAAUCACUAAGUACCAGCUUCUUCUCAAGGAGUUGUUGACGUGCUGUGAGGAGGGAAAAGGUGAGAUCAAGGAUGGUCUUGAAGUGAUGCUAAGUGUCCCUAAGAAAGCUAAUGAUGCCAUGCACCUCUCUAUGCUGGAUGGUUUUGAUGGGAACAUUGACUCCCAGGGAGAGUUGAUACUUCAGGAGUCCUUCCAAGUAUGGGAUCCCAAGACUCUUAUUCGUAAGGGUCGUGACAGACACCUCUUCCUCUUUGAAAUGUCCCUGGUCUUCAGCAAAGAAGUCAAAGACUCCAACGGUCGCAGCAAAUACCUCUACAAGAGCAAGCUGUUUACAUCAGAGCUUGGAGUGACAGAACAUGUGGAGGGAGAUCCUUGUAAGUUUGCCCUGUGGGUGGGCAGGACCCCAACCUCAGACAACAAGAUCGUCCUCAAGGCUUCAAGUAUUGAGAACAAGCAGGACUGGAUCAAACACAUUCGGGAGGUCAUCCAGGAGCGAACUGUACACCUGCGUGGAGCUCUGAAGGAGCCCAUCCACAUCCCUAAAGCUACCACAACUAAACAUAAAGGCAGACGGGAUGGAGAGGAACUGGACAGCCAGGGAGAUGCCAGCAGCCAACCGGACACCAUCUCCAUUGCCUCACGUACAUCCCAGAACACACUGGACAGUGACAAACUGUCCGGUGGCUGUGAGUUAACAGUGGUGAUCCAUGACUUUGUGGCCAGUAAUGGCGGCAGCGGCGGAGAGCUGACGGUGCGCAGAGGCCAGACAGUUGAGGUUCUGGAGCGACUCCAUGACAAGCCGGACUGGUGCCUGGUGCGGACCACAGACCGCUCUCCGGCCCAGGAGGGCAUCGUACCCUGCUCCAUGCUCUGUAUCGCACACUCCAGGUCUUCCAUGGAGAUGGAGGGGCUCUUCAACCACAAAGACACCUUGUCUGUAUCCAGUAACGAUGCCCUGCAGCCAGGCUCCAGCCACACCCUGGGCCCUCACAGCUCACCGGGGCCCAAACGUCCUGGGAACACUCUAAGGAAGUGGCUGACCAGCCCCGUGCGGCGGCUCAGCUCUGGCAAAGCUGAUGGCCACGUCAAGAAGCUCGCCCACAAGCACAAGAAGAACCGCGACGGGACAAGGAAGAACGUGGACACAAUUCCUGGCUCACAGAAGGACUCUGAUGACAGUGCUGCCACGCCACAGGACGAGACACUGGAGGAGCGUAUGCGUAAUGAGGGGCUGAGCAGUGGUACCCUGUCCAAGUCUUCUUCAUCAGGCAUGCAGAGCUGUGGUGAGGAGGAAGGUGAGGAAGGGGCUGACGCCGUCCCUCUGCCUCCUCCUAUGGCCAUCCAGCAACACAGCCUGCUGCAGCCCGACUCCCAGGACGACAAGUCUGCAUCUCGUCUGUCCGCUCGUCCCAGUAGUUCAGAGACACCCAGUGCUGCUGAACUGGUCAGUGCCAUCGAAGAGCUGGUGAAGAGCAAGAUGUCUCUGGAGGAUCGUCCCAGUUCUCUGUCAGUAGAGCAGGGCGACAGCAGCUCUCCCUCCCUCAACCCCUCUGACAACUCCCUCCUCUCCUCCUCCUCACCCAUCGAUGAGGUGGAUGAGCGCAAGUCUGGCUUCCUCAAGCGGAGACAUUAUGUGCUUCUGGAGCUGGUGGAGACUGAAAGAGACUAUGUCAGGGACUUGGGAUCAGUGGUGGAGGGCUACAUGAGCAGGAUGAAAGAGGAAGGAGUUCCAGAUGACAUGAGAGGAAAAGACAAGAUUGUCUUUGGAAACAUCCAUCAGAUCUAUGACUGGCACAAAGAUUUUUUCCUGGGAGAGCUUGAGAAGUGUAUGGAGGAUCCUGACAGGCUAGCUCCUUUAUUUGUCAAACAGGAGCGGAGGCUACACAUGUACAUUGUGUACUGCCAGAACAAGCCAAAAUCUGAGCACAUUGUGUCAGAGUACAUUGACACAUACUUUGAAGACCUUAAGCAGCGACUGGGCCACAGAUUGCAGAUCACUGACCUGCUAAUCAAACCUGUGCAGCGCAUAAUGAAGUACCAGCUGCUACUAAAGGAUCUUUUCAAAGUUUCUAAGAAAGCUGGAGUGGACACAACAGAGCUGGAGAAAGCCGUGGAGGUGAUGUGUGUGGUCCCCAAGCGCUGCAAUGACAUGAUGAAUGUGGGGCGCCUCCAAGGCUUCGAUGGUAAAAUUGUGGCUCAGGGCAGAUUGCUCCUCCAAGACACCUUCAUGGUUUCAGACCAGGAUGGGGGACUUCUGUCCAGGAUGAAAGAAAGGAGAGUCUUCCUAUUUGAGCAGAUCGUCAUCUUCAGUGAGCCCCUAGACAAAAAGAAGGGCUUCUCUACUCCUGGCUACCUCUUCAAGAACAGCAUCAAGGUGAGCUGGCUGGGUCUAGAAGAAAAUGCAGAUGACCCUUGCAAGUUCACACUUACUUCCAGGUCAUCUAGUGGUAACCUGGAGAGGUACACCCUCCAUUCAAUGAACCCUGGAGUCAGUCAAGUCUGGGUCCACCAGGUCAGCCAGAUACUGGAGAACCAGCGCAAUUUCCUCAAUGCUCUGACAUCCCCCAUAGAGUACCAGAGGAACCACGUGGGUGGCGCCGGGCCAGGUGGUCCACCCAGUAGUAGUAGCAGCAGCAGUACUGGAGGCCUGCCAGGGGGCAGCAGCUCCAAUAAUACCUCCAGCAUGGGAGGCGGAGGUGGCGGCGGUGGUUCUGGAGGAUCAGGGGGCAGCUCCUCUUCUCUGUGCGGCCCUCGCUCCCGACCCUCCCGCAUCCCUCAGCCAUCCUCACGCCUCCCCCAGCCCGUCCACCACCACCACCCCCCGGGCCCUGAGGGGCCCGACAGAUCAGCAGGUAUGUGGUCACCCUGCCAGCCUGAGUCGCUCCCCUCUAACCCCUACUCAGACACCACCACAAAUGGAGAGCUGUUAGCCUCAGAGGUCCCUAAGAUGAGGAUGCUGGAUAGUCCUCAUGGAAGUAACAGUAAUAACAGUAACAGGCCAUCCAGCAGCACAGAGGCUAGUGUCAGACAGGAUCUCGGAGGCUAUGAAGAAACCCAGAAACAUCAAACAGCUGGAGUGCCACAAAUGUUAGUGGCGCCUCAGAGUUUGCCACUAAAAAGCCCUCGCAUCGGGACAGUUUCUCCUCUGAUUUCACCUCAAUCCCCUGGAGGAGGAGGGGGAAAGGAAGGAUUUGUCCCCUCCAGUCCAGCUCAUAAAGGCAACACUUUCUGGGCUUUGGUCCCUGCUAUGCCGCCCUCUCAUGCCAGCCGGCCUGGUUCCUUCUCCUACCCCAGUGAAAGUGGUGGUGGAGGGGACUCUUUGGGCAGAGGAAGCCACGGGACACCCUCUCAUCACCGCCACUCUACCCACAGUAAGGACAUAGACCGCAUGAGCACCUGCUCCUCCACCAGCGAGCAGUCCAUACACUCCACCCAGAGCAACGGGAGUGAAAGCAGUAGCAGCAGCAGUGUGUCCACCAUGUUGGUGACCCAGGACUAUGUGGCAGUGAAGGAGGAUGAAAUCAGUGUGGCGCAGGGUGAAGUGGUCCAAAUGCUGGCCAGCAACCAGCAAAACAUGUUCCUGGUGUACCGGGCAGCCAAUGAGCACUGCCCUGCAGCUGAAGGCUGGAUUCCUGGCUAUGUAUUAGGACAUACCUCAUCCUCCAUCACACCCGAACUACCUGAAGGAACCAUCAAAAAAUCAUUAUCAUGGCACACAGCGCUCCGUAUCCGCCGAAAAUCUGAAAAAAGAGACAAGGAGGGCAAGAAAAUGGAGAAUGGCUACCGCAAGUCUCAGGACAGCCUGGCCAACAAAGUCUCUGUCAAGCUUCUAAAUCCCAACUUCAUCUAUGAUGCUCCUCCAGAGUUCCUCAUCCCUGUUAGUGAUGUAGCAUGUGAGAGUGGCGACAGUGUUACUCUGAGGUGUAAAGUGUGCGGUCGACCCCGGGCCACCGUCACCUGGCGGGGACCUGACAACAACAUUCUGAGCAACAACGGACACUACAGGAUCACUUACAGUGAGACAGGAGAGGCAGCCCUGCGUAUCCUUGGAGUGUCUAUUGAGAACAGUGGUGUGUACACCUGCGUUGCCACAAAUGUAGCAGGCUCUGUCACCUCCUCCGCCAGCCUCAUAGUCUCAGGAAUUCCUGAUAUUGGCAGUGAAGUCCUCUGGAAAGGCAGCUUUGAGUCCUACUACACAGAAAUCACUGAACUAGGAAGGGGCCGGUUCUCAGUGACUAAGCGGUGUGACCAGAGAGGAAGUAAGCGUACAGUAGCAGCAAAACACGUCAACAAGAAGCUGUUGCGUCGAGAGCAGGUGCUACAGGAGAUCAGAGUCAUACAGACUCUGGAUCAUCCCAACCUGGUCAAACUGCUGGACACAUACGAGACGGUCAACAGUUACAUACUUGUGCUCGAGAUGGCAGACCAGGGACGUUUCCUGGACUAUAUAGUGAGCUGGGGAAACUUGACAGAGGAGAAAGUGGCUCUCUACCUCAGAGAUAUUCUCAAAGCUCUCCACUACCUGCACAGCUGGAGGAUAGCACACCUUGACCUCAAACCUGAGAACAUUGUGGUGGAACAUGCAUCCUCUCAGCCAGUAAUCAAGCUGACAGACUUUGGUGACGCCGUUCAGCUGAACCCUCCCUCCUCUUACAUCCAUCCUCUCCUGGGGAGCCCAGAGUUUUCUGCUCCUGAGCUGGUCCUGGGUCUGCCUGUCUCACUGAUGUCUGACCUCUGGAGCUUAGGGGUGGUGACUUAUGUUGUACUAAGCGGCGCCUCUCCCUUCCUGGAUGAGAGUUUGGAGGAGACAUGUCUGAACAUCUGUCGCCUGGACUUCAGCUUCCCUGAGGAUUACUUCCAGGGUGUGAGCCCAGCUGCCAGGGACUUUGUCUGCCUGCUGCUUCAGGGGGAGCCAGAAAGACGGCCCUCUGCAGCGUCCUGCUUGCAGGAGCCCUGGCUCCAGCCUCGAGGUGUGAUAAACAGAGACACUGGACAUGCCACCUUAAAUCACACGCAGCCGCCAUCUCAGAACCAUCACACAGCCCAUCUGGACACCUCCAGACUCAUUUCCUUCAUCGAGAGACGGAAACACCAGAACGAUGUUCGGCCCAUUGGCAGUAUUAAGGCCUUCCUACAAAGCCGCCUGCUCAACCACAUCUGACUAACGGGUCACUAGGUAGACUCGAGAGCAACAGCAUGUACUGUAGCCACCGGUUCCUGCAUUGUUAUUGUAUAGAAGGAAUUCAUGCCUGUCCAGCAAACUAUAGUGGAUCAGAUGAGCUGUGUUAAAAAACUUGCCGAGAGGACCAGCAACAUCUCCACGAUGAUCUCCUUUUCCCUCACUAAGCCACAAAAUACCUGCUGCUGCUGACUGAUUGACUACUCUGCUGAUAAACCCUUUGAUUCUCCCCACCUGUCCUUAACCUUGGCAUAUUGUCAUUAUGCCUGCACAACAAAUGAACUGUUGGAAUCUAUUUGAGAUUUCAAUCCUUGAUUUAGCAGGGAGAAAACCAAGCUUUCUCAACAAGCCAACGUGAGCAAGUCUUGCGGUUUGGACAGUGUUAAACUGAGAAAGUAGAAUGCUGUAUAAUAACAGUAAUUCAGGCUGCUUUCGGUGGAACAUGUGAAAAUGUUUUUUUGUAAUGAGAGAUUACUUUUUGUAAAUGAAACCAUGUACAGCGAGGAAACAGAGAACUGUCUUUAUUCAUACCUUUUGGAAAACAAAGGUUAGUUAGUAAGUAGAAAGAAAACUAGAGAAAUGAAAUGUGUGAACAAAGUGGCACCCAUCAGCAGGGUCCAUUUACUCUAGAUGAAGACCAAAACCAUGUUUUCCAGGAACACAUUGUAGUUACAUUCAGUGCAAUAGUUUGCCUAUCUUUAUGCCCCCACUCCGGUUUGAAAGGUGAAAUCAUUUUGGUUUGUGACACUAAGAGAAAUUAAAUUAUCUCGAAAAAGCGUUAAAGCUAUUUGGUUAAAGCUUCUCAGAUUUCUACCCGCAUCCGCCUUAUUUGUAAAUAUGGUAUUCCUGCUUUUCAUUCUCACUUUGAAGAAUUUGUCUCAGAUGAACUAAAACUAUUUCAUUUGCCGAUAUUAGUUACCCCAUGCAGCUGGUGAGAUAAGUCACUUCCUGCGGACCCUCAGCAGCCAGAUAUUCACUAUGAACAAACCGCUACUAGAAAUGCACUCGUAUUUUGCAUCAAUUCCCAUGUGCAAUGUUGCAGCUUUAAGAUUUAUGCAACUAUUUAUGAAGACCUGUGUUGUAGCCGUAUUCUUAAAAAGGCAUGUACGUACCUGGUACUGCAAUAGAUGUCUGUAUUGUGUUAACUCUUAUGUAUUAAGUUCAGUAUUAAUAUCUGGAAAACCCACAGACAGGAGGCGGGUUUUCAGAAAUAAUGUAUAGAAAUGUGUAUCUAUAAAAUAUAGGCACUUGUGCUUUCAUUUUGUCAUUGUUAUGUUUUUAUUUUCUGUAACAAUACCAAAGUUGACUAUGCUUUCUUUUCCUGCUAAAAUGUGUUUUUUUUUUUAAUGAUUUCUCAUGUUAAGUUAUAACAGAGCACACUGAACCCAGACAUAUGAGUGUUUACGUAGGUUCAGUCCGGCUUUAUUUAUUCUUAUUGUAAUAAGAAAUUGUUUGGUGGUAUAUUGCUGAAAAAACUAAUAUUUAACUUGUCUUUUUUCAAGCUGUGCACAAAGUGGUUUGCUGUGUGAGUUUGUUUGGCUUUUGUAGGUAGAUGCUGGUGUAUAUUACUAGAUUUUUUAGCAUCUCAAUUCAACGUCGUAAGACAGACUUGGUUGACAUUUUUACCAAGCAAUAGGUCUGGAAAAUGCUCAUUGUGGCCCUUCCACAAUGGAUUUGAAAUGAUUGGAGAAUGCAUUAUACUUUUUAGGAGAAACCCAAAUCUCGUACCACCAACAUUUCAAAUACAUCCCUUUGAUAAUUAUCCAUCAGCAUUAACAGGUAUCUGCCAUGAAAGACAUCUCUUCCAGUUAUUUUUUAUUUCAAUGAGCUGAUGUCUUUAGGUUAAGAAGUUGUUGAAAACUUCUUUGUUUAAAGUGCCAGUUGAGUUAGACAACUUAGAGAGGUGGGUGAAACUAAAAAUGUCGAUUGUUUAUUAUUUUAUUUGAAGGUUGUAAGAGUUACUGUCAGAUGAUCUGAUUUAAUGUUAAAGAAGUCAGUAACGUGGAGUUUAAUGACUCUUGUUGGUCUGUACAGUCUAAGUCUCUCAUUUUGUGUCAUUUUUAUUUAUUGCUAUGGAUCUGGGUUUUCCAAAAUAAUGCUUUCAAUCAGUUUAUCAAAUGCUCUUAGUCUAUUCAUGAAGAAAAAUAUGAUCUAAGUAAUAUAAUGCCUAUGGGAAACCUAGCCUAUUCAUGAUGUAAAGAUGUACAGAGAGGUUUGGGCAGUUUGCCCAUGCCCAGGAUGUAAACCUCAUAACUAUGUCAUAUUUUAAAUACACAUAGAACAAGACUGCAGCAAUGUCAUUUUGAAUGUCUUAUUACGACUUAUUUUUGCUUUUGCAUGUAUAUUUCUUUGUACAGAAGAUUGUGUUUACAUGUUAUUAUGUGCUGUAAAUAUUUUAUUUUGUCCUCUGUUAUUUUGCCAUUAAAUA